UUAAUAAACUUAGAACCAUUUCUACGAUUUGACUUUAAAAAGUAUUCAGCUUUUAAAAAUGGACUUUCAAAUGAGUUUCAGAGUGGUGAUUGUGUUCUCCAUGCUAACUGAUCUAACUCAACAAUUUGGAACGGAUAAGCCAGCUUUGGAAAAUCAAACAAAAUUCAUUUUUUAUGACAAAAAUAAUCGAGAGACAACCAACACAAAAUGUUAUGAAACAAAGCAGUAUUCGAUGAUUGUUCCAGGUUAUACGGAAAAUUGCGAUACAUUUUGGGUGAAAGAGCUACGAAUGAAUUUGCUUGAACAUCGAAGUGGUUGCAUUAUUUGUAUGGACUAUAGUAAUUAUAAUAAUGAUUACCCAUUUUUGCUGAGACAUUUUAAAAUGGUGGCAAAAAUUUUAACGGAUCAACUGAUCAAUUUACGUGGCAAAGGUUUUCGUGCAACAGAUUCAUAUUAUUUUGGAUUUAGCUAUGGUGCCCGAUUAUUGGUACGCGCUGGCAAUGAUUUUGGAGCAAAAACAUUGGGAAUCCUUCACUUGUGUGAUGCAGCGGGUCCCGGAUUCGAUAGACGUUCGAAUGCAAAUCCACGAACAGCUGCUCAAUAUUCACAGUGCAUUCACACAAAUUCAAAAAGUCACGGAACUGAGGAACGGAACUGUGAUCAAAAUUGGAUAUUAGGUCAUUGUGGCCAAGAACAACCGGCAGCCGGGCCAAGACCACUUGGUUCGCAUGGAUUGUGCCCGGUUAUUUACAAUUAUAGUUUUAAAUAUAAAUUUAUGGCAAUUGAAAAGGCUAAAACGUGCAGUGAACCGGCUAAUUCUCGUGAUUUGAGCGUUUUACCUUCAGACGGCAUUCGAAUGGGUUAUUUUCAGAAACUGUAUAAUUCGACACUGUUGAAUGGCAUCAAUCUUUAUGCAAUUACCAAAAAAUCACCACCGUAUUGCUAACAUUAUAAUGCAUUUUGAACCGAAUUCAACCGAAUUACGCUUUAUUCACUACUAUAUCAGAUAAAAACAUUCACAAUUUUCCACUCACUUUAUUUAUUCAUAAUCGUAGAGUAUUUAUUUUAUAAAUAAACUUGGUCGCUUUGGGGGAAAUACAUAUAGCUAACACCAAAGGAAUUAGGUGAAACAUUUUGAAGGCAACCUUUCGAAAACUUGAACAUUUUCACUUUUACAUAUUUGUGAACGAA
Contarinia nasturtii (swede midge) is the source of this 1191-nucleotide messenger RNA. RefSeq lists its product as uncharacterized. The record is from RefSeq and is a predicted model, not a curated record. Bases 59 to 946 code for a protein of 295 amino acids. The transcript is spliced from 7 exons. Gene Ontology annotation, molecular function: lipase activity. NCBI's taxonomy places the organism in Eukaryota, Metazoa, Arthropoda, Insecta, Diptera, Cecidomyiidae.